Molecule: messenger RNA, 900 nt
Organism: Thlaspi arvense
Lineage: Eukaryota; Viridiplantae; Streptophyta; Magnoliopsida; Brassicales; Brassicaceae
Source: the annotation of a GenBank genome assembly
AUGUCGGAGAUCGCUGGUGGAGUUAGAGGAGGCCGAUCGGAUUUCGAGCUUCCUGAUGAGAUUCUAUCGGUUAUUCCGACGGAUCCUUUCGAGCAACUAGAUCUCGCUAAGAAGAUCACCUCCAUGGCGAUUGCUUCCAAGGUGUCAAAUUUGGAGGCCGAGGUUAUCGAAAUGAAGCAGAAACUCCAUGAGAGGGAAGUCGGUAUUCACGAGCUUGAGUGGAAGGCGUCUCGCCUGGAAAGAGACUUCCGAGAAGCCGAUUCAAUGUUGAAGAUGUCCCUCCAUGAAAACAUGAACCUGAGAAAGGAACGUGAUUCACUUGAGGCGACAGCAAAUAAACUGAGAUGUGAUGUCGCUAAGCUGGAGACAUUCAAGAGGCAAUUAAUUCAAUCCUUGAGUAAUGAGAAUGUUUCUGUGAAUGAAACAGAACCUGCUGAUAUCAGGACAUGUGACCAGUCGGUUCCUCGGUGGUUUACUCCAGUCAAUGCUUCAGAGUACACAGGGCCCAGAUUGUCUGUAACUCCAUACAUCUCUCCAUGGGUUACGCCAACUAUAAUCUCUCCUCGAAGCAAUUAUGCUGCAGGAUCUCCCAGGAGAACUUCUGGUGAAAGAGAAAAUACAAUUCUCUGGUGCCCAUCAAGCCAGCAAUCAUCAGCUUCAAAUUCUCCUCCUCGUGCCUUCCCACUCUCAGCUCGGAUUGAUGGCAAGGAGUUUUUCCGUCAAGCCAGGAGCCGAUUAUCAUAUGAACAAUUCAGAGCCUUCUUGGCUAACAUCAAAGAACUGAAUGCUCACAAGCAAACCCGAGAGGAAACUCUGAGGAGAGCGGGUGAGUUAUUGGGGGCAGAGAACAAAGAUCUUUACUUGUCUUUCCAAGGACUUGUUACCAAGAACAAGACCUAA